UAAAGUUAAGUGUCAAUGAAGCACUGAUCUAAGCUUAUGGUCAUGUAGACAACGGUUUUCUCUUGCCGGCCCUGAUGAAACGCCAUAGCAACCGCAACUCAUCACGGCAAAGGCCGCCCCCUGAAUCCACGCCGAGAUGCCAACUCACCGUCGUUAUACUCGAUCAACACCAUCCAAGAAGCUAUUCACCGGUUUCUGGUCGUCUCUUUUGUUUACAUAUCCUCUAAUACCCCCUCUAGAUUUACUGAUUACCCAUACCGAUCACGUACGUGUCCCGAUAUAAAAGCAUGUUCCCAAAACACGCUUUCCUUCCCUCUCAUUUCUUCCUCACGCAACUUCGAAAAUCCCUUCCUUGCGUGCUCGAAAAAAAUCUCCAAUUCAAAAAAAAACCUUAAUUACUCUUGUCACUCUCACACUUACCAUAACUCUCUCCCACUCUUCAUGAUGGAGAACACCGAGAACUACGGCCUCGAGAGCGCCCACCGCCGCCGUCCCUCAAUCCGCGUCGUAAUCUCGCGAAGCAACAUCUACGGCACCGCGCACUCCACCAUGGCCGUGCCCCCCGUCCUCACCUCGACGAACCCGCGUCUCGCCACCAUCUGGAGCACAGACAGCCUCGUCGGCCUAGCAGGAAUGUCCAUCAGCACCCCGCGCGCGAGCACCUCCUCCUCGGGCGCCUCAGCCCAGCUUCUCGGAAACCACACCACGAUCUCGACGAAGGGCAAAAAGCGCGCCAAGAACCUCUGGGCCAAGCUCAAGAACAAAUUCAAGCGCAACAAGUCUCCCGGUCCGCACCCGUGGCGCCGCGUCGUCAGCGGUGGUUUCGGCGGCAUUCUGGUGGGCAAGGAGACCAAGGUCGAGUCCGAGACCAAGCUCUCCGGCCUCUUCAAGUCCAAGACCGCAGGCGACUUCCGCCGCCCCCCGCGCCCGAUCUCUACGAACUGGAAGGCGGCUUAUGAUAACCACUUCGACUUGGGAGACGAGCGCGACAAGAAGGCCUCCGAGAGCACUGUCGACCGCAUCGAGGAGAGAAUCGGCGGCUUGAUUCGCUCGGCUUCUGCGAUCUUGCCGCGUCGACAUUAGUUGGGCGUCUAGCCUACUUGUCGCCAACGUUCUCGGUACUUGGUACAUAGAGUCGCACGUACAGGCACGAGCAACAACGUCUUCUUAGGGGUAUGGAAAAUGGGGAUUUGGUUUUUUUGAUGGGUUCCACGUUUUGUGGAUUGGACAGGUUGGACAUACCCGGAGUUUGGCAGCUGCACUGAGCACCAGAUCGUGGAUGAAGGAGAGGGUUGUCGCUGUUCUGAAUACUUAGCACGGGAGUUUCGGUUUGUACUUAAUGAUGCAUGCCCCUCAUAAGAAGACGUAUUAUUGAAGCUUGAGGACUUCGUCCAUUUCUUUUUUUGCUGUGACUACUUGGAAGUACCUAUUAUUUUCGUAGAAUCUUUAGCUCGCAGUCAUUAAAUGCGUACCGUCGAAGAUCCGUCGACACAUAUUUGUUUAUUCGAACUGAAUCCCUU
Molecule: messenger RNA, 1520 nt
Organism: Annulohypoxylon maeteangense
Lineage: Eukaryota; Fungi; Ascomycota; Sordariomycetes; Xylariales; Hypoxylaceae
Exons: 1
Coding region: 442-1083 (213 amino acids)
Source: RefSeq, a predicted model, not a curated record